This is a messenger RNA of Procambarus clarkii (red swamp crayfish), 682 nucleotides long. The record is from RefSeq and is a predicted model, not a curated record. NCBI's taxonomy places the organism in Eukaryota, Metazoa, Arthropoda, Malacostraca, Decapoda, Cambaridae.
AUGUCUCCCCCCCCCCUUACAGUGCCGCCCUCUGGCGUGAGUGUGGUUGUUAACGAGGCCGUCAAUGUGGUGUUUAACGAGGCCGGCUUCGAGUCCUCCCCUACUAACGAUCCAUCCGGCAGACUUGUGGGUCCCUUCAAGGAGGGAGAGACGAUUGUGCUCACCUGCAUCGCCCAUGGAGGUUCACCCGUUCCAUCAGUGGUCUGGUAUGAAGGUGGGCGGAUUCUUGACGCUCAAAUGGAUUCCAAAUCUCUUGGAAUCUCCAGCGAUUCUUCCAAGGGGAUUCGAGGAGGGCGGCACAUGGGAUCUGAUCCCGCCACGGCGCUGCUGCCAACCUUCAGGGGAAAGAUUUUGCGGUCAUUUUCACUGCCAAAUGUAAGAGGAGAGGCCUUUAGUGCUAUGGGUUUGCUGUCAGAUGUAAGAAAGGUUGACAGGAAGGUUAAUCUUCCACGUACUGUAAAGCUAGCGGGCACAAGAAAGUCUCACAGUAAGAUUUCGCGAGAAAGACUGGCCAAAUUGUCAGGUUCAGUGGUGUUUCCUACGGCAUCUACAGGGAUCGUCUACAAUACCUUGACUCUGGGACCUCUCAAUCGCAGUCAACUCUUGAUGGAGCUAACCUGUCAAGCUUCUAAUAACAACGUCACUCUGCCAGUUAAAGCAACAAUCACUCUAGACUUGAACU